AAAUGCUGAAUUAGAGAGAGAAAUGCUGAAUUUCUGACCAGAAAACACACACAGGAGACACACCUUCAGCAUGGCCCAGAAAAGUCAGACUGGUGGAACUGAGAAAAAUGGGUCCUCCCUCCUGUACAGCAAGAAUGAUCUCAAGGAAGGAGCCCUGCAGUGGGUGCCAGAACCCCCCCAAGGCCAGGUGCUGCUGGUGCUCAGCAUGGACAACACCUGCCCCAGCUCCUCCUUUGACAUGGACCUUUGUGCUGACAAACUGCAGUCCCUUGGCAUCCAGGUGCCAAUGGAUCCAUGGAGAAGGCUGAUCCAGGAGGGAGUGCUGAGCCCCCGAGUGAGGCGGUACCUGUUCUACAGCUCCAGGGGCUGCCAGAUUGCCAUGGCCAUGGUAUUCUACAUCUCUCUCUGGACAAACCUUUACUCCACCCUCCAGCUGUGUUCCCUGGGCCACUCCUGGGGGGCUGGCGUGCUGGUGACACUGGUGGCCCUGGCUCUCACUGUCCUGGUGAUCCUGGUCAUUGAUGGGCACCACAGGAAGCUAAAUGUGAACACAGAUGUGAGGCUGGCAGCUGUCAAUGAAAUCUUUAUCAAACACAGCAUAAUCCUGGGGAUUACAGAUGUCCUGGAUGGACCACGCAACAUCCUGCAACUGUGCUUUGUGCACUUCAGCCCCCAGCCCUGCCUCCAGGCCCUGGCAGCCCACAUCACUCACCUGCAGGGGACACAGGCAGGCUUGAGGCACAGGCUGAACAAGCUCUGGGUGGUCAUGGAUGUGGCAGCUCAGCCCGAGCUGGGGGUGGAGGAGGAGGCUCCAUGUGAAGAAUCCCCUCUUUUAUCCAGAAGGGUGACCCUGAAUAAAGAUCCUGUGACCUGCAGUGAGCUCCUGCACCUCAUCCCCGAGGGCCCACCCCAGGCCAUGGCCCAGCAGCUCCUGGUGCUGUUCAGCGCGUGCUACGUGCGGCUCCUGGUGACGGGCCGGCUGCCUCGGGCCAGCCCAGGGGGACACCUGGGCCACAGCAGCACCCCCUGCCUCUGCCAGUUCAUCCAGAGCACGCUGCUCUGCUCCUGAGCCAGGAAUGACACACGUCACCCUGCUCUUCUAAGCCUUCUGAUGGUUACAUUCUUGUAAUGGAGUUUCUCAUGCACUGUCACCAUGAUAUUUUCUGACAAAUCCUUUUUGCCAGGAUUUUCCUCUUGAGAAGCCUCAGAAAAGAAAUGUAAACAAUAAUUUUCUGAUUGCUUGGAUUGGGGUCUGGAGGUUGCUUCCCAACAGGUGCAUCUUUGAUUGAAGGAUUGUGAGAAUUGUUUUUAAUUAAUGGCCAAUCCCAGUCCAGUUGUGACAAGACUCU
This is a messenger RNA of Melospiza georgiana, 1349 nucleotides long. It is a transcript of the gene TMEM268, whose product is annotated as transmembrane protein 268. The coding region runs from base 71 to 1069 and encodes 332 amino acids. The transcript has 8 exons. Lineage: Eukaryota; Metazoa; Chordata; Aves; Passeriformes; Passerellidae. The record is from RefSeq and is a predicted model, not a curated record.